Messenger RNA from Jatropha curcas, 1303 nucleotides. RefSeq names its product putative WRKY transcription factor 65. Gene Ontology annotation, molecular function: DNA-binding transcription factor activity; transcription cis-regulatory region binding. Gene Ontology annotation, cellular component: nucleus. Gene Ontology annotation, biological process: regulation of DNA-templated transcription. The record is from RefSeq and is a predicted model, not a curated record. Lineage: Eukaryota; Viridiplantae; Streptophyta; Magnoliopsida; Malpighiales; Euphorbiaceae.
UAAACUAAUAACAAAAGCUCAUCUGUCAACAUGGCGGCCAAUUUUUUAAAGGACCACCCCUCUCUUUCUCCACCUUCUCCCAUUUCUUCUUCUGCUUCUCAAAUCACCACCAACCUAACCCUUCCCCCCUCUCUCUCUCUCUCUCUCAAAUAUCUCUCCUUUCUUAUUCUUUUUCAUCAACAUCUCGCCGGCCGGCAACGGCAGUCAAUUACAUAGAUAUAUACGUAGUGAUCGAUCAAUAUAAGUAUUAAUUGUUAUCAGCUUUGGUAAAUAAUGGACGGCAGGUUCAACAACAGAAUAAUCACUGACCAAAAAGAGAACGACAAUACAGAAAGUGGUCCUGAUUCACCUCCUUCUUCUAGCUUGCUUAACGACAUGAAGAUGACUUCCACUUCUUCUUCAUCUCCAAAAAGAAGCAAACGAGCAACGCAAAAAAGGGUUGUCUCAGUUUCACUCAAGGACGUAGAUGGCUCGAGGCUGAAAGGCGAAACCGCACCUCCACCGCCCGAUUCUUGGGCUUGGAGAAAGUACGGCCAGAAACCCAUCAAGGGUUCCCCUUAUCCCAGAGGAUACUACAGAUGUAGUAGUUCAAAGGGAUGUCCGGCAAGAAAACAAGUAGAGAGAAGCCGCGUGGACCCAUCAAUGCUAGUGGUCACCUACUCUUGUGAACACAACCACCCUUGGCCACCACCUUCAAAGACCCACCACCACCACCAUCAUCAUAAUAACACCUCCACCAAAUCCCACGUAGCCAAACCUGAAAUUUCCACACCCUCCCCACCAGAGCAGGAAAAUCCAGAACAAGAAGCCGAACCCGAAGAAAGGUUCACCGAUCUCGGAGACGAGUCACUUGUAACUACAGAUGAGUUUAGCUGGUUUGGAGAAAUGGAAACCACCUCUUCUACUAUCCUCGAAAGCCCCAUUUUUGCGGAUGAGAGGAGCACGGCAGAGGCAGAAGCGUCGAUGUAUUACCCGAUGAGAGAAGAGGAUGAAUCACUGUUUGCCGAUCUGGGAGAGCUGCCUGAGUGUUCGGCGGUGUUCAGGCAACACCGUGGAGUGGGCCCACAAGUCCAGAUCUGCUGACACGUUUGAUUGUCAUGACGCGGGUUAUAAAAUUCAAAGGUGGGCGUAUCGUGCACCACAAGAUAACAAAACAGAAAUUAAUUUUCUUUAGUUUUUUUUUAUUUCUUUUCUCUAAUUUUCUACUUCUAUGGUUUUACUUAUUUGUUUUAUUUAAGUUAUGAUUUUUGCCUUGAUUUCAGUGUAGUAAAUUAAGUGAAAUAAAAAGUCCAAUUCUGAAGUC